GGAAGGUCUUUAAUGGUGUGCUGAGAUGAUUAGAACUGAUUCUAAUAGGCUAUGGAGAGCUAUUAAUGAUUCUGAGGUGGGGCAGGUGAUAGUAAUAAAAUCAGAGCUAAGAUGUAGGAAAAAUAUUUCACAGCAGUGUUUAUGAUGGAUUGGGGGAAGGAGAGACUAUUGCACAAUUUAUUGUGGUUGAAAAUAACUUGCUUUUGUAUUUCUUUGAAUAUCAAGAAAGAAAAAAACAGUUUAUUGGAGGACAUCAAAAGACUGAAGCAAGAUAAACAAGCUCUUGAAGUAGACUUGGAAAAAAUGAAGAAAGAGAGGGACCAAGCCAAAGAUCAGAUUACUUAUGCCACAGGUGAAAAAUUAUAUGAAAUAAAAAUUUUAGAAGAAACACAUAAGCAAGAAAUCAGUCGUCUGCAAAAAAGAUUACAGUGGUAUGCUGAAAAUCAGGAACUUCUGGAUAAAGAUGCAGUUAGGCUUAAAGAAGCAAGUGAAGAAAUUGAGAAGCUCAGACUUGAG
Molecule: messenger RNA, 516 nt
Organism: Galeopterus variegatus (Sunda flying lemur)
Lineage: Eukaryota; Metazoa; Chordata; Mammalia; Dermoptera; Cynocephalidae
Product: centrosomal protein of 162 kDa-like
Exons: 2
Biological process (GO): cilium assembly
Cellular component (GO): axonemal microtubule; centrosome; centriole
Source: RefSeq, a predicted model, not a curated record